AUGGUAAGAAUUCUAUUUAAGUUAAUGCUUUAAUCUAGGCGAAUCUCUUGUGAUCGAUGAUUGUUCCAAUUUAACUAUAUUAUAAGUUUUGAUUUCAAGUAUGUACCAAAGACCUACAUUAAUUGGAUGUUUUGACUAUGACUUAAAUUGUUAUUAUUUAAAUUAGUUCGCAAAGUCAAAGGGACGAUGACCUUUCUUUAGAAUGCGUUUUUCGUUCACCAAUCCACUGCUUUCUUUGUUUUUCGCAAAUAACCUCAUUUUUAGAAUAGUUUGACAUUGUCACGCAAUAGUGACAUUUGACAUAAGCUGACGCGUUCACAAUUGUGAGAAGAUUAAAAGUAAAAAACCUUUGUAAUUUCAUAAAAAAUCAAGUAAUGAAUUGAAAUUAAUUAUGAAUCGUAUAUUUUCUAUAAACGAAAAACAAUCCUCAUAUUAAAUACAAUUCAGAAUAAUACAUUAAAAGGUUUUUUUUACUUUGAUCUACAUAAUGUGUUCUUGAACGCAUCGGAAUGCUUCGGUUGCCAUGACAAUGGGCUUCCAUGACAGUAAUUCAAACAAACGUCAAACUUUGAAGGGAGUAAACAGUUUUUAGUUUAUUUAUCUGGCUUUUAAAUGGUAUUGAUCAGUGGUUAAUUUAACGCCGAAUUUCAUUAGAAUGUCUGAUCGGACGAAACCUUUCGCCGCCCCGUCUUCCAAAUUGGCGGUAAGGAAUAAGCGACCACCUACUGCAAGUGGAGCAUCUUCAUCUAGAAAAGUGCCGUCAACGGUCGUGAAGGAGAAGACACGAUCAAAAUUAAAUUCCACCACGAUCGGAGAGAGCGACAUCUCUGUUUUGAAAACGGAAAUGCCGGAUUUUGAACCGGAAAACCGCGCCAUUGCGUACGGCAAAUUUUUGCGCGCCAUGCUUGAAGAGUGUUUGGUCGAUGAGAAAAUAGAACGGGAAGAAACUCAAAUCGAUGUACAAAUGGCGCAAUUGGCAGACAGAUUUCAGAAAACCAUUGACCAUCUAGACAAAACUAACCGACGGAUAAAGGAAAUCAAUUUCGUGGCCGAACAAAAACGGUUGAUUGAUUUAAAAUCGAAGGAUUGCGAGAAAUUUUACGAUAUAACAUCAAAUUCAAACACCGUACAGCUUUUAGAGUCUUUGAAGAACACAGAACAGUCGUGCUUAGAUCAAUUGCAAACGAAAAAUAUUGAUUUCGGCUAUGAUAAAGAGUCCGGGCACAAGCUACUGUUGGAUGCUGUGACUGAUGCCAUAGAAGGAUUAGAAAACAUUAAAAAGCAUUCGAAUCUAGACAUCGACAAGUUCAAAGAAUACGAGAAGACACAGAAAAGUCUGGUGGAGUUGGAAAAAGAGAGGCAUGAUCUGGAGAGGCUACGAACGGACUUUGAGAAGAAAUUUCCUGAUCUCACAGAGAAACUCUUAGAGGAAGUAUCUGAGAAGAUCGCACAAGUGAUGAACACUGAUGAAUAACUUUAGCAAGAAUAUAUUGUUUAUACUGUGU
This is a messenger RNA of Bombyx mori (domestic silkworm), 1505 nucleotides long. RefSeq lists its product as uncharacterized. The coding region runs from base 656 to 1474 and encodes 272 amino acids. The record is from RefSeq and is a predicted model, not a curated record. The transcript has 2 exons. Lineage: Eukaryota; Metazoa; Arthropoda; Insecta; Lepidoptera; Bombycidae.